Messenger RNA from Caenorhabditis angaria, 385 nucleotides. Lineage: Eukaryota; Metazoa; Nematoda; Chromadorea; Rhabditida; Rhabditidae. The record is from the annotation of a GenBank genome assembly.
AUGCAAAAGACUUUUCUCGCUUCUCUCGAUCCAUUUUUCGAUGGAAUUAAUGCGAAGAAUUAUAUGGAUUUGGUGAAAGUCGCAAAGUUUUUCGGUGUUCGAGCAAUGCAUUUCAAAAUUCAAGAAUUAUUGAUGGUUUCGACGAAAGUUGCUUUGAUUGAUAAGAUUGAGUAUGCGGAUGAGAAUGGUUAUGAGAAAUUGAUGGUGAUUUUUGAAAUUAUAUUCAUUUUUGAAGCCUAAAAUCAUAAUAUUUUUCCAGAAAUCCUCAAUCGAAAGAUUGAAAACCGGCGCGGACAUCAAAAAUCUUCAUGGGUGUUUGAAAUUCGCCACUUUGAAAGAAACCACAAAAUUGCGAAUUAUGCAGAGAUUUUUGGAUAUUUAUUGA